CCUCCGCUUUCUACGCGCUUUAACUACAUUUCCCAUAAUUCCCCUCAAGACUUCCGGUGGAGAUCGAGCGUGUGUGAGCGCGGCAACAGGAGGCCGGUGACGUGAAGAUGCUGCGCAGGAAGCCCACGCGCCUGGAGCUCAAGCUGGACGACACAGAGGAGUUUGAAAGUGUCAAGAAAGAGCUGGAGAGUCGAAAGAAACAGAGGGAAGAGGUGGAUGUAGUUGGUGUGGCCACAUCCAGCGAGAUGAGCGGAGCAUCCGCUGGCGGGACGGACGGGAAGACCAGGGAGCAGAUGAUCCAUGAGCGGAUCGGUUACAAACCCCACCCAAAGCCCAACACUUUGCCAUCACUUUUUGGGAACCUUCAGUUUUGACAAUUUGCAGACAUGAAAAGUGGACUACAAGGUGUUGGAAAUCUGCAUCACAAACAUACAUAAUCUGAUUUGAUAUCAGCUGCCCUGAAAUAGACAAAGCCUUUUGGUUAAAUGUGUGUUUGUGACAACAGAUACAAAGGACUAUUUUUCUACAGCAUAAAUUAAAUCUUGUUAGCUGGAUGUAGGAAAUUGUGUCUUUUGGCUUCACUGUAAAUACAAGAAGGAGAAACAUUUUAUAGGUGAACAUCAAAAACAGGUUGGUUUAUAAAUGAGGUGGUCACAACAAUUAUUAUUCAGAUAAUACUAUAUUUAUUAGUUUUCAUUGAUUACAGUACUGUUUAUAUUUCAAACUCUACAGACAUGACUGAACUGUAAACAGACUGAGAAAUCUUAACAUUGCCUCAGCACUGGAAAUAAGGUUCAGCGCUUCUACACAAAGGCUUGUGGUUUUUCCCUCUUAAGAUGAUGAAGACUUGCUUUGCUUUUAAAAUAAAUCUGCAAAAUUGAUCAAAA
Molecule: messenger RNA, 887 nt
Organism: Carassius gibelio (silver crucian carp)
Lineage: Eukaryota; Metazoa; Chordata; Actinopteri; Cypriniformes; Cyprinidae
Product: anaphase-promoting complex subunit CDC26
Exons: 3
Coding region: 108-374 (88 amino acids)
Biological process (GO): regulation of mitotic cell cycle; anaphase-promoting complex-dependent catabolic process; protein K11-linked ubiquitination
Cellular component (GO): anaphase-promoting complex
Source: RefSeq, a predicted model, not a curated record